GCUUCCAGAUGUCCCACAUUUUUGGAUCAGGCCAAUGAAGAGACCCCUAAUGCUAAUUGACAAGUUUGUGUCUCCUGCUCUCAGAACGGAACAAAAGGACAACUGUAUCUGAGCAUCCAAGAACCUGAAGGAUACAUCUGCAUUUUACUUCAAAGAAAUUUGGAAACAAAAUGGAAGAAAAUAUACAGUGCAGUGAUACAGGUGAUUUUGAGGCAGUUCCCAGAGAGAAGGUCAUUCAGUUUAAACCUCCAUUAUACAGACAGCGGUACCAAUUUGUUAAAGAUUUGGUGGAUCAGCAUGAACCCAAGAAGGUUGCAGACCUUGGGUGUGGUGACACUUCACUUAUAAGGCAGCUAAAAGUCUACCCAUGCAUUGAACUGCUUGUUGGGGUAGAUAUCGAUGAGGAUAAAUUACGAUGGCGAGGGGAUAAGUUGGCACCGUUCUUGGGAGAUUUUCUAAAACCUCGGGAUCUGGAUUUGACUAUUACCUUGUAUCAUGGCUCUGCUGUGGAAAGAGACUCUCGUUUGCUUGGAUUUGACUUGAUAACAUGCAUUGAACUAAUAGAACAUUUGGAUUCAGGCGAUCUGGCCAGAUUUCCAGAAGUGGUAUUUGGGUACCUCUCUCCAGCCAUGAUUGUCAUCAGCACCCCAAACUCCGAAUUCAAUCCCCUGUUUCCAAUAGUGACCUUAAGGGAUUCAGACCAUAAAUUUGAGUGGAACAGAAUGCAGUUUCAGACCUGGUCUCUGUAUAUGGCCAAUCGCUACAAUUACUCUGUGGAGUUCACUGGUGUGGGGGAACCCCCAGCUGGAGCUGAGAAUGUUGGAUACUGUACCCAGAUUGGCAUAUUCCAGAAGAAUGGAGGAAAGGCGACCCCGUUGUGUGGUUCAGAGCAGCUGGAUCAGCACGUGUAUAAAGCUGUGAGUAUUCUCUGUGAAGCAGCUGUCAGGCCAACAGGGACUUUUAUUAGGAUGGUUUUUACAGCUUCAUACCCAAGUCUACAGCAGGAAAGGUUCCUCAGACUUGUGCUGGUUAAUGAAGUGUCCCGACAAGUGGAGAGCUUGCGAGUGCGCUAUCUGCGGAAGCUGAAAGAGCGAGAGGAUGGGGAAUUGGGUACUAAGCCAAAAGAUGCUGGCUGCUCGCAGGCCCACAUCCCAUGCUUUGGACCGGUCUUCUCAGAGGUUGAAAAAGCCAGGAUAAAGACGUCUCCCAAGCCCUUCUGCAUUGGAGAUAAGUUUUUUGUGCCCCUGCAAAGACUCCUUGCUUAUCCCAAGCUAAGCCGUUUGUGUGCUGACGAAGAGAUGAUGAGGUCAGUCAUUGCGGACGCCGUGGGCUUGAGCAGCGACGGUUCUGCAGUGAUGGUCGACUUGCACGAUUAUUUUGAUUAUCUGUUUGAUUUUUGAGCCAUCCUUAUUUCCUGAAAUUCAAGGUCUUAGUGAUAGUUGGGCUCACUUCAAAUUUAAUUUGAACUUUGGUGUAGUCAUAAUUCAGGUAACUUUUAGGAAGAGUUUUAACACAAAGGUCCAUGUCCAAAGCUAGUGUACAGAUACGCUCGACCUCCAGCCAGGUUGUUUGUAAACUCUGAGAAAGAUGAGGGUUUAACUAAACGUGGUGUGCCUUCCUUUGAAAUUGGAACUUUUUGAUGUUUUCUCAAGAAUGAAGAAUUUGGGCAUGGUAGAAGUGUUAAAUUUUGAAUUUAUCUGUAUUUUUUUUUGUGUGUGUUAAAGCCUUGUUGAAUGUGGCAUUAAAAACUUUAAAGAAGGUUAUCAAA
Molecule: messenger RNA, 1768 nt
Organism: Tupaia belangeri chinensis (Chinese tree shrew)
Lineage: Eukaryota; Metazoa; Chordata; Mammalia; Scandentia; Tupaiidae
Gene: HENMT1
Product: HEN methyltransferase 1
Exons: 8
Coding region: 171-1400 (409 amino acids)
Biological process (GO): piRNA processing; RNA methylation; siRNA processing
Cellular component (GO): nucleus; cytoplasm
Molecular function (GO): O-methyltransferase activity; RNA methyltransferase activity
Source: RefSeq, a predicted model, not a curated record